UCUUCUAGUGUGCUCGUCGUUGUGCUCCAAGCCUUAAGAGUCGGUUGACCACAUUCCAAGUGGUGUUCGGUGUUUGGGCUAAUAAAAGGAUCGACAAGUGGAGAGACGCGCAAGGACAUCUAAGCAGUGCAAUGCUGAAGAUAUUUCUGCUGAGCGCUGCGCUGGGCAUUGCCUAUGCAGGCGUUAUUGGACCCGGGCCCUACUAUGGUGGCCCGGCUGGACCUUUACAUGCCUAUGCAAGUUAUGGUCCACAUCACGGACCACCGCAAUACUUGGCACCUGCUCCAGCACCCAAGCCAGCACCGGAACCGUACGAUGCUGAUCCCAAGUACUCCUUUGGCUAUGACAUACAGGAUGGCUACACCGGCGAUCUGAAGAGCCAGCAUGAAACACGCCAUGGCGAUGUGGUCAAGGGCAGCUAUUCGGUUGUGGAUCCGGAUGGCACCAAGCGCACCGUUGACUACACAGCCGAUCCCCAUAAUGGCUUCAAUGCAGUUGUGCGUAAGGAGCCGCUAGCCUACAAGCAUCUGGCUGGGCCAGCACCUGGACCGCAUGGUCCAGUUGCAGGACCGGCGCCAGCACCUCCGUUGCCGCCAGUACCCAAGCCCUCGCUACCAUUGCUCUCCUAUCCAUAUGCCUUGAGCGCUUUACAUCAUGGAGGACCAGCACCCGCUCCAGCACCAGCACCUGCUCCUGCUCCCGCACCAGGACCCGUGGCUCCCGUUCACCUGCCCACCGCACACUUCCAAGCCGCCUAUCCUGCCCUUGCCCAUUCUCCGUACGCACACUAUCCCGCCGCUGACCCACAUGCCUACUAUCACCACUGAGUUCGACAAGCAUUUGGCAACUAGAAGUCGAUCUAGCACUCCAGCUUCUCCUGUUCUUUGCUUUGACUUGACUGCUCAAUUAUAUUCUUAACAUCUAUUUCUUUGACUUUAUGCUUUCCUCCAUAUCAUCUACUCCCUAAACGGUCUACUCUAUCCAUUGUUGUGUUCGUCGUUGGAUGUUGGUUUUACGUACAUACAAACAUAUAUUUUGUUCUCAAUACGCGGGCUUAUCUCAUAAGUUUAACUUAAUAUAUAGGUUCACAUACUAUGUUGGUUAUGUGAUGUUAUAUUUCAAGUAGAAGCUUAAUUUCGCGGCUAAGGUAUUUGAACUUGAAAUAAUAAUAAAAAUUUAAA
Molecule: messenger RNA, 1181 nt
Organism: Drosophila montana
Lineage: Eukaryota; Metazoa; Arthropoda; Insecta; Diptera; Drosophilidae
Gene: Cpr92A
Product: Cuticular protein 92A
Exons: 3
Coding region: 132-827 (231 amino acids)
Cellular component (GO): extracellular matrix
Source: RefSeq, a predicted model, not a curated record